Tribolium madens (black flour beetle) is the source of this 810-nucleotide messenger RNA. RefSeq lists its product as uncharacterized. Bases 49 to 405 code for a protein of 118 amino acids. The record is from RefSeq and is a predicted model, not a curated record. The transcript has 2 exons. NCBI's taxonomy places the organism in Eukaryota, Metazoa, Arthropoda, Insecta, Coleoptera, Tenebrionidae.
CAACUACUAUAAAUUUAAUUUAAAGACAGUGUACACACACUUUUCACAAUGUCUCAACGCCAAUCCUCAAAUCAAAGAACACAACUUCGUUAUGUUGGUACUCAAGCACCCUUCAUCGGUACUCAAGACUUCCAGAUUGCAAAUUUUGCUCUAAAAGUCAACAUCAACAAUAUUCGUCGUUAUCUGGCCCACGAACUUGCUUCAAACAAGACAUAUGCUAUCAUUUGGGAAGUCGCCAAAGAGAUUUAUGCCGAGGAUGUAGAAGACGGAAGAAAGCCGAAAAAUGCAAAAUCUAGCUUCUUGGAAGGCAUUUCCCUACAAGAGUCUCUACUGCUUGUUGGCCCAAUCGGUGAAAUAUGUGAAGAGCAUUCCAAAUGCAAGAGCAGAAAGAUUAACGAUUUAUAGAGGAUUAAAUUUCAAUUAUUCUUGCCAUGUCAACCAAACAAUUUCUUUUGGUCAGUUUGCAUCGUUUUCGACUUCUGAAGGAGCGGCUAGGAGGUUUAUUGGAAACAGAGGGACCUUAUUUGAGAUUCAGCCACAAGUGAAACCCAAAACUACGGUCGGAAUUAUUCCUUAUUCUUUUAUAGAAGACGAAGAAGAGGUUUUAGUUAUGGCUUGGAGUCAGUUUGUUGUAAAAAGAAUAGAACAAAACAAAGUUAUUUUAGAAAGUGUUGGUAACAAAACAGUUAAAGUUUAGCGUAAGAGUGGUCUAAAUCUUAUCAGAAGUUGACAAAAAUCUGUUAUAACUUGACAAUUUUAGCUCUUUGUUUUAAACGUAAAGUCUUAGUUUUAAUAAAAAAGUUAAAAAUG